CAGAACAAGGAGGUAGCAGUCCUGAAAGCUGCUGAAGGUUUUCUCAGACAUCAAGGUUUUCCAGUUCUGUGGAUUGGCCCACACGAUGUGCACCGGGCAGUGUUCUCGAUGUAUCGGCUUGAUACUGAUACCGUUGGCAUUUAUAUGCAUCGGAGCCAAUCUUCUGCUCAUUUUCCCCAACGCCGAGAGAAAAUGGGUCCAUCACAUCACUCUUCAGGUCUGGCUAAUGGGAGGAAUAAUCGGAGGUGGACUUUUUAUCCUGUGCCCUGGGUGUGCUGCCAUACGUGCCGGUGGGAAAGGUUGCUGUGGAGCCGGAUGCUGUGGAAACAGAUGUCGGAUGCUGCGAUCUGUGUUCUCUUCCGCCUUCGGUGUCCUGGGCUCCUUCUACUGUCUGGUUGUGUCUGCGACAGGUCUGGGGCACGGCCCGUUGUGUAUGGUAGAGUCUGGACAAUGGGAAUACCCCUUCCUGAACCUUCCGAACGGGACUAACUACCUGAUGAACCAGACCAUGUGGGAUACAUGUAUUGAGCCCAAGGAUAUUGUCAUGUGGAACGUGGUCUUAUUCUCAAUCCUACUUGCGUCCAGUUCGAUCGAGCUGGUUUUAUGCACCUUGCAGACCAUUAACGCGGUGAUUGGAGUGUUCUGUGGAGAUUGCAGGAAGAAAAACAAGAAAGGCGAUGGUGAUUAAUGUUCAGACCUGGCGAGGCGACAACGUAGAUUUUGACGCCCCCUUGUUGAUUCCAGCAACCUGAAAUGUCUUCACGCUCUCAGCCAGUAGUUUCAGUGGGCAUCCCCCCACCCCCCCCCCCCCCCGUUCCAUUUGUACAUUCCAAGGAUGAUGGCAGUCUGCUCUGGCUUGUUAUGACUCCAGGAGAUGGGACCUACACGCACGGAACCAAGACUUCUGACCAAGGAUACAUCUCCAACUUCAUCGCAUUCCAAUCAGAGACCUGAUAAACCGUUACUCCUCAGUGCCUCAGAGCAGAUGCCCCUUAGAGCGGAUGCCCCCAGCACCGCUCAGUCCCUCUCAGAGCAGAUGCCCCCCAGCACUGCUCAAACCCUCUCUGCCUCUCUCAUUUCCACUACUUUUCUCGUGCUUUUUAUCUUCCAGUCUCUCCCCUCCCGUUCUCCCUAUUUAUUUCUGUCUCUCUCGCCGCCUCUCUGUCUCUCACUCUAUCAAGUUUAUAGUCACGGGCAUACACACCCAGGGUAUUAAAUGCCAUGAAAAUGAGCCCUUUCCAGCAACAACAUAACAAAUAAAUUAACAUAAAUUAUACAUAACUUAAAAGACAAAAGUAAACAAAAUAAAAUAAUGAUAUUAGUUGAGAGAGAGGAAGAAUAUAAUCUCAUUCUAUCUCUCAUAGUAUCUGUGUCUCUCCAUCUCCAUCCCUCCUUCACCAUCUCUCUCUCUCUAUCUUUCCCUCUCUCUCCCUCUCUCUCUCUUUCUCUCCCUCACUUGUCCCUUGGGAUAUCAUUAGCUGCCGUACCCAGUGAAGGUGAUGGGAUUCCCCAGCAGGCAAGGGGACUGACCUCUCUGGUCCAAGCGUCAAACCUCAGAUACCACCAGGAAGGGGGGGGGGUGAAUGCUCGAGUGGAGAACAUAGGAACUGUUGGCCCAGGCGAUGAGUCGGGCGGUGGCCAGAACAAGUGAGGAAGUGGUGAGCAAGGCUUACGGGGUAAGAGGGCUUGGUUGGGGUGGUCAGGGAGGUGGGGGGGGGGGGGAAGUUAGCAUGGAAUUUGUUCAGAGAUCUGCAGGGAUCAGGGAUCGUGGUCUGAAUCAGGGGAAAGAGGGAGCGGAAUGGGAUGGAUAUAUUGGAGAAUGGGAUAGGGAGGGAUGUGAGCACAGGAUAUAUUGGGCAGGAAGGGCAGUGGGUAGGAAUGCUUUUCAACAUAAACUCCAAAAGUUAUUGAAGAUAGUUGGUGAGGUGUAAUAUUUGGCCCCAAAGUUUUGUUUUUUUUUAUCAGACCCUGUUGUUUUGCUUCUGUAUGAUC
Pristis pectinata (smalltooth sawfish) is the source of this 1992-nucleotide messenger RNA. It is a transcript of the gene tm4sf5, whose product is annotated as transmembrane 4 L six family member 5. The transcript has 5 exons. The record is from RefSeq and is a predicted model, not a curated record. NCBI's taxonomy places the organism in Eukaryota, Metazoa, Chordata, Chondrichthyes, Rhinopristiformes, Pristidae. Bases 86 to 688 code for a protein of 200 amino acids. Gene Ontology annotation, cellular component: membrane.